Cucumis sativus (cucumber) is the source of this 1147-nucleotide messenger RNA. RefSeq names its product glycine-rich protein 2. The transcript has a single exon. NCBI's taxonomy places the organism in Eukaryota, Viridiplantae, Streptophyta, Magnoliopsida, Cucurbitales, Cucurbitaceae. The record is from RefSeq and is a predicted model, not a curated record. The coding region runs from base 92 to 730 and encodes 212 amino acids. Gene Ontology annotation, molecular function: nucleic acid binding; zinc ion binding.
CCCUUUUUCUCCCAAAUCUAGAGAGAGAAAUUUUGGUGAUUAGGGUUUUUCAGUUGUUGGGUUUUCUUUGUGAAAGAAGGAGAUCGAGGAAAUGGGUGAAAGGGUUAGUGGAAAAGUGAAGUGGUUCAGUGACCAGAAGGGUUAUGGCUUCAUUUCCCCCAACGAUGGUGGUGAAGAUCUUUUCGUUCAUCAAUCCUCUAUCAGAUCCGACGGUUUCCGGAGCCUUGGUGUUGGUGAGGAUGUUGAGUUUCUGAUCGAGGCUGAGUCUGAUGGCCGUUCCAAGGCUGUUGAUGUCACUGGCCCUGGUGAAGCUUCUGUGCAGGGAAGUCGCGGCGGAGGAGGAGGCGGCGGCGGCGCUGGUGGUGGAGGUGGUUACUCAAGUGGAGGUGGUUAUGGAGGAGGCGGUGGUGGUGGAAGGGGGAGACGUGGUGGUGGUGGAUAUGGGUUUAACGGUGGAAGUGGUGGUGGUGGCCGAGGUGGGUACGGCGGUGGUGGAGGCGGCUAUGGUGGUGGGGGUUAUGGAGGUGGUGGCGGUGGUGGUGGAGGUGGUGCUUGUUUCAAGUGUGGUGAGACUGGCCAUAUGGCGAGGGACUGCUACCAGAGUGGAUCUCAAGGCGGCGGUGGUGAUAGGUACGGCGGAGGCGGCGGCGGCGGUGGUGGUGGUGGAAACUGCUAUAGCUGUGGUGAAUCUGGGCAUUUCGCUAGAGAAUGUCCAAGCAGUGGUCGUUGAUCGUCGCGUAAAUUGGUGACCAGCAAGUCAAUUUACUUUUGUUUGCUUCAAUCUGGGGGUGUUUUGUUCGGUUUUCCUUUACCUUUCUAUCUCAGUUUUGAUCUACUGAGAUCUGUAAGGUCAUCUUUUAAUAGGAUUUGAGUAGUAGCCUUUUUCAUUUUCUUUUUUUUGUCAUCUAUGGAUUUCCAAUCAGUUUAGUAUCUAUCUUUUGGUUGUUGGGUGUUGAUGAUUAUGUUUGUUUGAUGGAUUUUAGGGUAUUUUAUCAGCUAUCCUUAGAAAAAGAGAUGAUCUAUGGAGGAAAGUUGAAUAUCUUCCUUUGAUUUCUCUGUUUCUUUAACUGUUGAUACAAGUAUUUUCAUAUACAAUGCCAUCUGGUUUUCAAUGAAUGAAUGGAUCCAUCUCUGAUUUCUUCUGUAA